CAGCCCUGCCCACCUCACGCCGCUUGGCCCCUGGAGUUACAGAAGGUGCAGCGGCGGGAGCCUGGUGCACAGCGAGACACGGGGGGGGAGAGAGAGAGAGAGAGAGAGAAGUUUCCGCGGAAGAUAUUCUUCAGGGAUCAGGAAUGUCUUCUGAGCCCAUGUCUUCAGCUUCUGAGCAGUCCCCCACUUCUCCAGGGUCUCCACGUUCUCUCCGCCUGCCCGAAAACCGCAGAACAAGAGAUCGCUCUCCAUCUCCCAUGCGAGGUUACCUUAUCCCCAGUCCCCUUCCAACUCGACGGACCAGGACGUUUUCAGCGACCGUGCGGGCCUCUGAAGGCCCCAUCUAUAAAGGAGUCUGUAAAUGCUUCUGUCGCUCCAAAGGCCACGGCUUCAUUACUCCUGAGGAUGGAGGGCCAGACAUCUUUGUACACAUUUCUGAUAUUGAAGGAGAAUAUGUUCUAGUGGCUGGCGAUGAAGUCACCUACAAGAUGUGCUCUAUUCCACCUAAGAAUGAGAAGCUGCAGGCUGUAGAUGUGGUCAUUACCCACCUAGCACCUGGAACAAAACAUGAGACCUGGUCAGGACAUGUUAUUAGUUCCUAAGUUAUCCUGCAUGGAGCUGUAUCAGCGAAGACACUCAACAACUGACUUUCACGUGAGACUGACAAAUGAAUAUUUUGCAUAUUGAGUGGGAAAACGGUUAAGGUAGGCGUUGGCCAAAUUACCAUUUUUACAAUAGGCACGAUACUUAAAAACAACAUACAAACUCUAAGGAAAAAAAUAGCUUAAGGAAAUUUCCAUGCCGGACUUGUCUGCUUUUAUGUCAAGUCAUAUGCAUCCGAAGAAGUGGGCUGUAGUCCACGAAAGCUUAUGCUCUAAUAAAUUUGUUAGUCUCUAAGGUGCCACAAGUACUCCUGUUCUUCUUUUUGUCUGCUUUUGUGAUCUGUGACCUGAUGAUAGUGGCUGCCCAAAGGUGUUAGGAACUCUCAUGAAAACAGAUCCGCAGCACCGAGGGACAUAGCUUAGAGACCCAAUAUCCACCUGUAACAUUGUUCCCGUGGCUAAAUUUCAGUAAAUGUGAUGAAUGCUCAGGCAGCAGAAUGUCAGCAGAAUACUGCUAAAAAGUCUCUGAGUAAAUGUACUUGAGAGAACGAGAGAGAGACAUUCGUUGCUGCAAUUUCUUUUCUUCACAAGCUAAAUAACAAGCACACUGUACAAAGUCUUUAUCUGACAGUUAUCAGUUUUGACAGCACCUUCUGGUUAACUGUCAGGUGGAACAGUUGCAAAUUAGCUAGCUGCAGAGUGUGGAAUUGUUAGCUUUAUUAAAUGUGGAUUGUUUGUGAAUUUACUUUGUGUGCCUUGAUGGGUGAUUAGCAACAGAUUUACAGGCCAGUAGUUACAAAAGUAGGUUGCUUCACACUAAGCAGUAGAAAAACAACAGAGGUGGGAGUGGUUCACAGCCUCUGAUGGUGCCUGAAUUUAAUGAAAUCUGUUAACUGCCUUGAUUUUUUUCAUAUAUCCAUGUUUGAUAGAGUAGUUAGUGUCUACCAUGGUUCGUUAGCAUUUACACAUUCACAUCACUUGUGAAAAAGCGAACUCUGCCAUGUUCAGAUCACUGUAUAUAAAAUGCUGUGUGAAUUAUUUAGUAGCUUGCGUUAUAAAGCCUUGUAGUGAAUUCUGCAGCCAUGUUUUCCUGCAAAGCUUGCUCGGUGGUAUAUAGUGCUGCCAGCACCACCACGAAUCUCUUCUCCGCUUCUGUUGCUGCAGGUGUUCAUGCAGACAAACUAUUGUAACUGUUAAUCUCUGCACUAGCUCUGAUACUGCUUGUCCGCCAAGUUUUCCAAAUGAAGCAUUGUCCCUCCCUAUUCCCCCCCCCAAGGUAGCAGAAAUUAAAAUGGUUGGAAUCAAACUCUCUUCUCUUAGUUACAUGGAAUUUGCCUGUUCACUAUAGUAACAAUGAGUACUUGUGCUGUUGUGGAAUGCAUGAAGAUGCUAUUUCACAGAGAAAGGUGAAAUGUCUCAAGCAAUUUCAACCUACAGUGAUUAAAAGAAAAGAAAUGUGAAGGUUAAUAAUUACUGUGAUGUUUUGUUUUACUUUUAAUUCAUCUAUAUUGUACUAAAUAGUUUGUAAGCUAGUUUUAAACCUGUAUGUGUUGUGGGUUUAAUAUGCUGUAGAUUGUAGAUUAGCAUACACUGCUUCCUUCACAAUAAAAGUUUAUUUCAUAA
Malaclemys terrapin pileata is the source of this 2225-nucleotide messenger RNA. It is a transcript of the gene CARHSP1, whose product is annotated as calcium regulated heat stable protein 1. Bases 144 to 602 code for a protein of 152 amino acids. Gene Ontology annotation, molecular function: mRNA 3'-UTR binding. Gene Ontology annotation, biological process: regulation of mRNA stability. The transcript is spliced from 4 exons. NCBI's taxonomy places the organism in Eukaryota, Metazoa, Chordata, Testudines, Emydidae. Gene Ontology annotation, cellular component: cytoplasm. The record is from RefSeq and is a predicted model, not a curated record.